AUGCUUUAUCCAGAAUAUCCAUCUUAUUCAAACAUUGAAAAACGUAUUAAAUCAUUUACAUUUGAUUGGGUUUAUCUAAGUGGUAGUCGUCUUUCAAAUCAAAUAAUGGCUCAAGCUGGAUUUUUCUAUAUGGGUGGAAGUGAUGUUUGUUGUUAUUAUUGUGGUAAUAAAUUACAAAAUUUUAAACCACGUGAUUGUCCAUUUGAAGAACAUGCAACAUUUUUUCCUCUUAGUGAUUUUAUCCAAAAAGUACGCGGUCGUGAUUAUGUCAAUCGAAUUAUGUUAGAAUGUGAACGAAGUAUAUUGAAUAUAUAUAUGAGCGUGGCCAGUCGACAUGGUACCCCAACACUUAUUUGUUUGUUCAGCUUUAACUACUGCCCAUUCCAAAAAAGAAGGCGGGUGGGUAUUUUUUGAAUA
Messenger RNA from Rotaria sordida, 417 nucleotides. Lineage: Eukaryota; Metazoa; Rotifera; Eurotatoria; Philodinida; Philodinidae. The record is from the annotation of a GenBank genome assembly.